Penicillium cataractarum is the source of this 2355-nucleotide messenger RNA. RefSeq names its product AFI1/MesA family protein. Gene Ontology annotation, biological process: actin cortical patch localization. NCBI's taxonomy places the organism in Eukaryota, Fungi, Ascomycota, Eurotiomycetes, Eurotiales, Aspergillaceae. The transcript is spliced from 3 exons. Gene Ontology annotation, cellular component: plasma membrane. The record is from RefSeq and is a predicted model, not a curated record. Bases 1 to 2355 code for a protein of 784 amino acids.
AUGGCGUCGACGCUGCCCUAUCGACCGUCGAACGACUCUCUGUCCACCUCCAACGCUAAGACCAAUGGACUUCCUCGUCUCUCCCCCGCAGCCUCCUUCAUUGGACGGUCCCCGAGUGGCUCGCAUGCCUCUUUUCGACGCACAUCGACCGAGAAUGCGGCAGGCUAUAGGCCACGGCGGUGUAAGGCGCAAUAUCCGUUGGAUUCGCCGGAGCGCCAUGUGGAAUACAUUCUAGUAGCGUCUUUCCAUAUCGACCGGGGUCCGAUCAUGGAACACCAGUAUCCGGCGGCAAUCAGUGGCGACGAGAGUAUGCUCGCAGAGCUGAUGCUUCCGGAUCAGACCCAUGUGCGAAGUCAAGAUUGGACCAUUUUCUUCUUGCAUAAGGACACGAGCGGCGAGGAUGAGGACGAGUCAGAAGCCGGGAAGAAGAAGAAAAAGAGAAAGUCAAGGUAUCGUGCCAACGAGGAGACGGCGGGUAUGUCUGAGGAAGAUCCAGAUGAAGUCUCCGAGGAGGACAGCAGUGACGACGACGAGGGCGGGGAGGGUCCGCCCUUAAUGUAUGUGCUGAACUUGGUGAAUACCAAGCAGGAUAAUACUGUCCGACGUGGUGCCGUCGUCAAGGCCAUGGCAAUCUGUACGAGGCAUUCAUUCCUUCAUAUUUAUAAACCACUCUUGCUCUUAGCCCUGGAAGACUACUUCAAAUCACCCUACCCCGAAACGCUUGCGUCUCUCUAUGAUGCGGUGAACAACAUGGAUCUUUCGUUGAUGCCGAAGAUGUCGAUCUUGGAGCGUCACAUCUUACAAUCCAGUAACACAAAAGACAUGUUGAUCGAGAAGUUUGAACAAAUGGUUCGCCAACGAGAGGAAGAAGAGGCGGAAGACGGGGAGUGUCCUCCAUCGCCAAAGAAGACGAGCCGAUACGUUCUACCUCGGGACACACAUGAAUACGAGUCUAAAGUGGUCUAUAACGAUAUCCCCAUCCCUGUCAAAAUUCCCACAGCCAUCUGGCCCGAAACUGUUGGCGAUUUCUCUCUCGUCAAACUUGUACAGACUUUCGCUGGGCCUCAUGCCACCUCCCCGCAGCCCUUUCCGAGUCACCCUCACUUGACGACCAGCGGUCCCUUUACACACCCUAUUAUUGUCCUUAUCAACGCUAUCCUCACGCAAAAACGAGUGAUCUUCCUAGGACACAACCGGCCAUCCGGCGAGGUGGCGGAAGCUGUUCUCGCAGCUUGUGCACUUGCUUCCGGUGGAAUCCUACGCGGGUUCACUCGACACGCCUUCCCCUACACCGAUCUGACGAAGAUCGAUGAUCUCCUCAAAGUUCCCGGUUUCAUUGCCGGUGUAACGAAUCCUACCUUUGCCAAUCAUCCCGAGUGGUGGGAUGUCCUGUGUGAUCUACCGACAGGUCGCAUGAAGAUUUCAAGCCAUGUCGAACCUGCCCCGGUAACGGAAGGGCUUCUGUUCUUCCAACAGCAAAAUGCGUUGUUGCCAAAUCCAGGUUCAAACACACACCCAGAUCCUACAGGGGACAAUCUAUUCAUGGAUGACAUUCUCCGUAGUAUCACCCAGCGCCAUGGGGAGAAUGCGAUUCGGGCGAAGUGGCGCGCCUAUAUUGUCAAGUUUACUCGGGUUGCAGCGGCAUUCGAGGAAGCUGUUUAUGGCGCUUCCAACCUCUAUAUAAUUGGACCCGGUGAAGAGUUGUCACCUGACAGUCCGACGGGCCAUCAGACAGACCCAACAGACCCUACAUCUCUCAGGGGUCACGGAUACGUUUGGCCUGAUGAGGCUUCUAAGCAACGCGAGCUUUCCGCCUCCGUCUCGCGAAUUGAGGGAUGGCGGAAUACCCGUUCAUACUACUCAUAUAUCCAAGACAUUGCGGCGAUGUAUUACCCAGCAAGGCCAAUUCAGCGACCUGAUAUCCACCAUCACCAUGACCGGCUUCGGUCCCUCAAGUUGUCCCACGCCGAAGCAGGUGCCAUCUACCUCGCGCUAUCUCACGCUGUCAAGGAUUACGCUGGUAUCUGCCAACUCCUGACUGUCGCCCCUGAGAACCAGGCAGGGCUGUUCUACAUCAGCAUGGGUCUUUUCCAUCCAGACCAGGUCGUACGGGAAGCGACAGUGGAUCUCCUCGACCGGAUUGCCGUUCACCCAGUAGGGCGACAUUUCUGGACUCACCUCAGCCGCUUUGCUAAGCUGGGCUACUUCCGUGUGAAACGGGAACGUGAGGCUGCCCAAAGUCCUAUCUCGGGUGCUGGCUCUCCCACUGUCACAAAUCCCGGUACCAGCUUCGGUGGUGAGCCACAGAGCCUGGUGGGGGUUGCCCUUGGGGAUAGCUUCAAAAGAAGAAGUUAA